AUGGGAGUUGAAGUUGUUGAAGUGAAAAUGUCAGCACCUGAAGGAUUGUUGUCUUUCGAAGGACAGCAAUUGAAAUUGGAUGAGGAUGCGAUAAUUGAACAAACUGCAUUGAAAAUUGAGCAAUUUUCACAAAUGAAUGUUCUUGAUUUACGUGGUAAUACAAUCGGAGUUUUGGCCGGUAAACGAUUGGCAGAAGCACUCAGAAAACAUCCAGAACUUCAGAGAUGCAUUUGGAGUGACAUUUUCACGGGAAGAUUAAAAACUGAAAUCCCUCCAAUUUUGAAAUCUUUAUGUGGAGCAAUGAUUCAGGCAAAUUGCCACAUUACUGAGCUCGAUCUCUCUGACAAUGCUUUUGGUCCAAUUGGAGCAGACGGAAUAAAAGAGUUUCUCGAAUCGCCGGCUGCAUUUUCUCUCACCACAUUGAGAUUAAAUAAUAAUGGACUUGGAGCUGGUGGAAAGCAAAUUGCUUCUUCAUUAAUCAAAUGCUACGAAAACGCAAAGCUCGUUAAGCGGGAUUUCAAACUAAAACGAUUCAUUGCUGGCCGAAAUCGUCUUGAAGUUCCAGGAGCGGUUGCACUUUCGAAAGCAUUCAUCAAAAUUGGAAGUUUGGAAGAAAUUCGCCUUCCUCAAAAUGGAAUUACUUCGAAAGGAAUUAUUGCAUUAUCAGAUGCAUUCGACGCCAACGUCAACCUUAAAAUUAUUGAUAUUAACGACAAUACAAUGACCGAAGUUGGCGCUACCGCAAUAGCCGAAGUCCUUUUGAAACUUCGAAAUCUCAUCGAAUUAGACCUUGGCGACUGUCUUUGCCGUGACCAAGGUGCUUUUGCGAUCGUAUCGACACUAGAUCGUGUUGGAAGAGCUUCUCUUCAGAAAGUCAAUCUCAGUGGAAAUGAACUGUCAGCGUACGCAAUUGAAGAUAUUGCUGAAUAUUUUUGUAAUCCUAACCUUCAACAUGUGAAAGUCAAUUUGUCAUGCAACAACCUUGGCAGAUAUUUCCAUGAAAUUAGUGAACGCCUUCAAUCAAAUGUCCUCGAUUUUGGAGAAUCAGAAGAUGACCAGGGAUCACUUUCUGGAGAUGAUUCUGAGAUUGAUGAAGACGAAGAUGAACUGGAAGGAGAGGACGCAAGCAUGGAAGAAGAUGACGCAAAUACUUCUCGCGAAACAGUGAUCAAUACUUCAAUUCAAAAAGGAAAAAUUGAAAAAGAUAUUGAUGAUCUUGUGUCGAAAGGAUUCGGUUGUAUGAAAAUUGAUGGCGCUGAAAAUGAUGGCGUCUUGUCAUUCCUGGAUCAGAAAUUGAAACUCGAUACAGCAGCCAACGCCGAGAAAGUUGCACGUGAAAUUGAAAAUACUUUGAUUGUAAAAACACUGGUACUGAAGGGAAAUACAAUUGGAGUCGAAGCUGGAGAACGAUUGGCAAAAGCUUUAGAAUGCCAUCCUGAACUGGAAAGAUGCCUUUGGAGCGAUAUGUUCACUGGUCGACUCAAAACUGAAAUCCCACCAAUUCUGAAAUCACUUGGCAAAGCGAUGAUAGCUGCAAACUGCCAGAUCAUUGAACUCGACUUGUCGGACAAUGCCUUCGGACCAAUUGGAGCUGAAGGAAUUAAAGAGCUGCUCGAGUCUUCUGCAUGCUUCUCACUUGAAAUUCUCAAAUUAAAUAACAACGGAUUGGGUGUUGGCGGUGUUCAAAUUGCGGAAUCUCUCGCGGAAUGCUUGAAGAGGUCCGAACAGAAUGGAGGCGAAUCACGUCUAAGACUCAAAACAUUCAUUGCUGGAAGGAAUCGGCUUGAAAAUAAAGGUGCGAUGGCACUCGCAGAGACAUUCAAGAGAUUGGAAACUUUGGAAGUAAUCGAAAUCCCUCAAAAUGGUAUCAAUAAAGCUGGAAUCGAAGCAAUUGCUGAUAGUUUGAAACAUAAUAGAAAGAUUCGAGUUUUGAAUCUCAACGAUAACACUGCAACUCAACUUGGAGCUUACGCCAUUGCCAAGAAUUUGUCUCAUUUGCCCCUUUUGGAAGUUUUAGAUCUUGGCGACUGUCUUUGUCGCGAUCAGGGAUGCCAUGCGGUUAUUGACGAGCUUAAUCCGUCUAUUCAUCGGCACUUAAAAGAAGUGAAUCUGACCGGCUCAGAAAUGUCACCGCAAGCUGCCGAAUUGAUUAUGAAGAAAUGGGAAAAGUUCAAUGCUCUUCCAACAAGGCCCAUUCUAAAAAUUGGGUCUAAUAACUUUGGAGGUUUAUUCAAGCAAGUUGGUUCGAAAGCUCCUCAAAAUGUGAUAAUUGGUGAAUCGGAUGACGAUUGUGGAUCAUUGAGUAGUGAUAGUGAAGAAUACGAUAGCGGAGAUUCAUCUGAUGAGGAAACUGAGAUUGAUGUCGAAGGAGCCGGUGAUUCCUUGGCAAUGAAAGAUAUGCAUCGUCAUGAACUUCAAAUUGAAGCGUUGAAGGAAGCUUACGAAAGUCGAGUUCAAGAUGCGUCUGCAAGAGUUUUGCUCGAGCUCACCUCGCCGUUAAGGGAAUGCCGAAACAAUGUUGAAAUGAUGAAUAAAAUAUUGAGUGUUGCCGAUGAGGUCGUUCGCCGUGUGGCCGCCGUGAAUCGCAAUCCGAUUCCGACCACAACUCAGCUCAUCAAUCAUUGUGUGGCACAGUGCAAAACGCUUGGAGUUAAGCCCGAAGAUGACUGGGGACUCGAUUUGAAUCCCGACGAUGUCGGAUUCCUCCUCAAACACCUCAUUUCUCGCGGACAUUUCGCUAGUGACAAAAAUCUCAUUUUCCAUUAUUUGUAA
This is a messenger RNA of Caenorhabditis bovis, 2772 nucleotides long. Lineage: Eukaryota; Metazoa; Nematoda; Chromadorea; Rhabditida; Rhabditidae. The record is from the annotation of a GenBank genome assembly.